Molecule: messenger RNA, 1848 nt
Organism: Diaporthe citri
Lineage: Eukaryota; Fungi; Ascomycota; Sordariomycetes; Diaporthales; Diaporthaceae
Exons: 2
Coding region: 1-1848 (615 amino acids)
Biological process (GO): proteolysis
Molecular function (GO): serine-type endopeptidase activity; tripeptidyl-peptidase activity
Source: RefSeq, a predicted model, not a curated record
AUGACUCUAGCCAAGCUCUGUGUAGGCUUGGGCGCCAUAGUCCUUGGCGCCACGGCUCUGCCAUCUGAUUCUCCGUCGACCCACUAUGCCAUCAAGGAGCGACAUUACGUCCCCAAGUCUUGGACGAGUCUUGGCCCGGCAGACGGAUCCGACAUGAUCAAUCUCCAGAUCGGUCUGAAGCAGAGCAACAAGGGUGCUAUCGAGCAACACCUGCUUGAGAUCUCGGACCCUGACCAUGAUCGCUACGGCCAGCACCUGUCCGUCGACGAGGUCGCCGACAUUGUCCGCCCAACAGACGAGACUAUCGACAGCGUCCACCGGUGGCUCGAGGGGCACGGCGUCGGAGAUAUCGCUUACUCGCCUGCUCAGGACUGGAUCUCCAUCAUUGUGCCCAUUUCAAAAGCCGAGGAGUUACUCCAGACAACUUACUCGAAGUAUGAACACGACGGAGGCCACGUUGCCAACCGCGCGACAGAAUGGUCGCUGCCACUGCACCUUCAUGAGCACAUUGAUGUCGUCCAGCCCACAACUUCGUUCCUGACACCCAAGCCUGAGCACAAGCCCAUCAGGUUUGACUUGUCCGAGCAGGAGUUGACCUGGUGGGAGCACACAGGCCAGUUCAAGUACAAACAGCUGUCUGCAUCUCAGCUAGCAAGCGGGACCGCCAAUAUCUCGGCAGUCUGCAACGCCAGCUUUGUCACCCUCGACUGCCUGCGCACAGUCUAUGGCACGAUCAACUACACCACACAGGCUGCUGACGACAAUUCGAUUGCCAUCAACAACUAUCUCAAUGACACAAGUCGGCGUGACGAUGCCAAGACCUUCCUGCAGCAAUUCCGCCCAGACCAAGUCGCUGCCGCCGACGAGUUCGAGUUCACUAUCAUCGACGAUGGGCCAAACUACCAAGGCCCCAAUACCUCCGUCUUUGUUGACGCGGGUGCCGACGUCGAAGGUAACCUCGAUGCUCAGCUGGUCCUCGGUGUCAGCUCUCCGACGCCUCUGUUUGCGUACAACACCGGCGGAAGCCCGCCAUUCAUCCCCUCCCUGAGCACACCAACAGACACCAACGAGCCGUACCUGGCUUUCCUGAACUAUAUCCUUGCACAAGACGACAUCCCAAAUGUCUUCAGCUCGUCUUAUGGUGACGACGAGCAGACCGUGCCGCAGUCUUACGCCGAGAGGGUCUGUUCCGGCUUUGCUCAGCUUGGCGCCCGCGGUGUCACCUACCUAGUCUCGUCUGGAGAUGCCGGCGUCGGAUCAUCCGGUGACUGCUACAGCAACGACGGCAAGAACACCUACAAGUUCACGCCCGACUUCCCCACGUCGUGCCCAUGGGUCACCUCCAUCGGCGCCACCGCCAACUUCACGCCCGAGACGGCCGUCACCCGCUUCGCCUCGGGGGCUGGGUUCAGCAACUACUUCGCGCAGCCCGAGUACCAGGCGUCGACCGUCAACAAGUACAUCGCCAGCCUGAACGGCACGUACGACGGGCUGUACAACAAGAGCGGCCGUGCCUACCCCGACAUCUCGGCGCAGGGCAACCUCGACGUCAUCGUCUACGCUGGCGAGCUCAUCCGUAUCGGGGGAACCAGCGCCUCGUCGCCCACCGUCGCUGGCAUCCUGGCUCUUGUCAACGAUGCCCUCAUCGCCGCCGGCAAGCCGACGUUGGGUUUCAUCAAUCCUUGGUUGUACAAGGAGGCUUACAAGACCUUUACCGACAUCACCAUCGGCUCGAGCUACGGUUGCAACACUACCGGUUUCCCGGCUCAGGCUGGCUGGGAUGCUGUCACUGGCUUUGGCACACCUAACUUCAACGAGUUGGUAAACGCUGCUCUUGAAAAGGAGUAG